AUGACUUAAGUUUCAUCUACUAGAUUUUCACUACCAAGGAUUGGAGAAAAUGAUCCUAGAUCUAAAUAGGUUCCUAAUACAAGAUAAAUGAGACCUUCCCUUUUUCUCAAUUAAAUAGACAUAGUUCCUAAUUCUAUAAAAACUGAGGCAUAAGCUACAGAAAUAAGUAUUUGCAAACCAAUUCAUACUGAAAUUGAAAGUGAUCCAUUAAUAGAAAUAUCUUAUCAUGUUAAACUUCCAAAAUUGGGCAACUCAAGAGCAUAAAACUUAUAACAAUCACUACCUGAUUUGCCUCUUGUUUAUAGGGAAUCUAGAAAUGGUUCUCCUAUUGAAUACUAGAGACCAGCAAAAAGAACUAGAUUGUUUUUGAGAAGAUAAGAGUCAAAAAUAGAUACUCCAGUAAUUAAAUUUCAAAGGAGGAGAGUGGAGUUUAAGAAGUCUUUAAUAGUGAUAGAUUUAGAGACUGGUGUCUAAGAAAGAUAGGAAUUGAAUGAAGUAAAGAAGCCAUUAAGAAGGAUUGUACACUAAAAGACAAGAUCUUAUUAAAAAAGAUAAGAUUGA
Molecule: messenger RNA, 561 nt
Organism: Paramecium pentaurelia
Lineage: Eukaryota; Ciliophora; Oligohymenophorea; Peniculida; Parameciidae
Source: the annotation of a GenBank genome assembly